Molecule: messenger RNA, 2522 nt
Organism: Drosophila albomicans
Lineage: Eukaryota; Metazoa; Arthropoda; Insecta; Diptera; Drosophilidae
Product: ribosomal protein S6 kinase delta-1
Exons: 4
Coding region: 172-2145 (657 amino acids)
Biological process (GO): protein phosphorylation
Molecular function (GO): phosphatidylinositol binding; ATP binding; protein kinase activity
Source: RefSeq, a predicted model, not a curated record
UGCAUUACCACUGUUAUUUUACGUAUGUAAUUGCUCUGUUAUUGGUAUUGUUACCCCUCUAAAUGAAAAACAAGUUGUGAGGGGAACGACGACAAUAUUGUCGUCAAAAAUAAUUGACAGGAUGAUAUUUGCUUAACGACAUCAGACAGCUGGGGCAAAUCAGUUUUCACGAUGAGCCUCAAUUUGGGAGGCUGGAUUCAUAGUUUCACUGUAACCGAUACCCAACAACAUAAGGGCGGCUACACGAUUUACAAGAUUACCUCGAUUGUUUUUCCACGGUCAGUGCCACAAGCAUUAACCUGUCUUGUGGUGUGGAAGCGGUUUCAUGAGAUCAAGCGAUUGCAUCGCGAGUUAAGUCGUCGACAUAAAAGCAUGCAGCUGCCUGGCAAGCUACCAGAGCCGACGGAUAGCAGUUACUUUAAGCGCUUCGAUGUUCAGGUCAUCCAGCGACGCAAGGAAUACAUAUUAAAGCUACUCGACUUUGCCGCACAGCAUCCAGUUUUAUACAAAUGCAAUACAUUCACCCAAUUCUUCAGCGAGGCGCAAUCACCAAAUGCGUCUCCCUUGCGCAAAUUGUAUGUGGAACGCUCGCUGAAAGCACCGGGCAGCGGCGCCAUAGCUGAGAUCUGUGACAAGCUCGAUGUGCCCUACGAUCCACAUGAUCCAAAUGGCAUACAGUCGAGGGAUUCACGUUGGGACAAGUCAGAAGCGGACGAUGAAGAGCAGCAAGCAAAGGUAGCACAGGAAGUGCCGCUCGGUGAAGCUGUGGAGGACCAGGAAACGCGAUGUGACUAUUCCCGUCUCUUGACACCAAUGGCUUCAGUGGAGAGCGACGACAGCGAUUACAUAUAUGAAGCCGCUUUAGAGUUCAGUCAUGCUGUGCAGGCGGAGGUUAAUCUUGAGUAUGAGGAGGCACACAAGCUGUACAAGCAUGGCGUGGAGUUGUUGCUUGAAGGCGCAAAGCAUGAUGCCAACGAGGAUCGCAAGUUCAUUGCCAAGGCCAAGAUAGCCAAGUAUUUGGCCAGAGCGGAUGAAAUACAUGCGAAUUUCUUGCGCAACUCCAGCGGUGGUGGUGGCAGAAACAGCAAUCGCAAGCUGCAAUUUCAAUUGUCACUGGACGAGGUGGAGAAUGUGAAGCAUUUGGAAUGUGCUUGGAAUCAGUUGGCCAAGUACAAGGUUCUUAAGGUGUUGGGCCAACGUGUGAUGCAGGUGCAGUGCAUAACACAGCCGCAAUCACAGCCCACAGUCGUGAUGAAGGGCAUCGAGAAACCGGCCAGCAAUUCGCCCACACAAAGCAUCUUUCUGCCCCAACGUGUUCCCUACAUGACACAAUUGCUGGCAUACUUCCAGUCGGAGCAAAAGAUAUUUUUGCUACUCAAGCAGGCAGAGGGCGGAAGCCUUUACGACUACAUACAAAGCUAUGAGCCGAAGACAUCGAGCAAGUGUGGCGAUUACGCGAAUUUAUUCCCUGAGGAGGAGCAGCAAGCUCUGACGACAGACAGCGAUGUAAGCGAUUUGGUCCACAAAUCACAGCAGCUUCUCAAAUCUGUCUCCCAUACGUUGAGCUCCUUGCAAGCUGGAGCCUUAACUCCCCGCAGGCAGCUCACUCAGGUGAAGCGUCUGCCCGAGGCAUGUUUACGACAAUGGGCUUGUGAGUUGGCUUUGGCUAUCCAUAGUUUGCAUGGCAAAGGCGUGAUAUUGCGUGAUCUGCAUAUGGAGAACAUUCUGUUGGGCAAUGCUGGGCAAUUGAUGCUCACGUAUUUCUAUCAAAACGAAGGUUUAAGCUCCGACGAUAACUAUGUGCACAAGGCUCUGAGCUUGGUGGCCUUGGACAAUCAUUUUGUAGCGCCGGAGCGACCGCUGAGUUUCCGCUCUGAUUGGUGGAGCUAUGGUGUGGUGCUCUAUCAGCUACUGUUGGGUGUGUCGUACAAAUCUACACAUCCCGGUCACUUGGAGCUUUAUGGCUGUGUGCAAUAUCCCUCGGAUGCUGCAGAAAUAUCGGACACUGCACGUGAUUUGCUUGAGCUACUACUGCAACUGACACCAGAGCAGCGUCUGGACUACGAUCAACUACAGGCUCAUCCCUUUUUCGAGGGCCUUGAUUGGCAGGCAGUUGUGGAGACGGGUCGUGCUGCUCUUCAAUAGGCAGCUGACGAAAUGAAUUUCAAUUUUCGUAUUAAGGGAUUAAAGACAUACACACAAUUAUAUAUAUGCUAUAAGUUAGCUAAGGAAUAUAAUGUACUGAAGUACGAGACUCAAUUAUGAUUACUAUUUUUGUUUGUUUUAGUUUUUUUUCUGUUGUUAUUCAAAAGGAUUCCAAAGUGGUACAAAAUAUGUUACUUUAUUCUUUAAUUUCCAUAUAUAUAUUGUUAUUUUGUUUAUUUAUACGUCUGUACAUUGCGAAUAACUAUAGUAUUUGAGUUAAAUUCUAAGGAAUUUUGUAAAAGAGGAGCAGCUAAGUAUUAACAUUUUGUAUAGCCAAUGCGCCAAUUAUACAAAUAUAUAACCAUGUUAUUGUCUAA